UUUAACUCCAAAAAAAAAAAAAAAAAAAAAAAAUGUCAUGGCUCGCUCGCUCCCUCGGUGACUCUCUACGUCUCAACGACGACGGCGACGCCGUACCCCACGACAACGACAAUGGAUCACCAACCCCACCCAGCGCUGACAGCGACGUCGUUCGAAGAAGAAGCGAAAUUGAAUCUUCAGAUGAGGAAAACGAAGACGAGGACGACCAAACCCGAGGCGUGAGGGAAGAUUUGGACGAAUUCAAGCAGACGCUGACCCGCCAAUUCUGGGGCGUCGCGUCGUUCCUCGCUCCGCCGCCUCCCCCUCCGCCACCUCCGUACCCUUCAUUGCCGUCCAGUAAUCGAUCGGAUCCUCCUGACAUGGAUCGAUCCGAGCCGCCCGAUCAAUCGGCGAUGGAUUUUGAUGAAGGUGAAGAGAAAGAGGAGGAAUUGGAGGGGGAUUGCGCCGUUGGGGUCACGGAGGAGGUAUUGGCGUUCGCCAGGAACAUCGCGAUGCAUCCGGAGACGUGGCUGGACUUUCCUCUCGACGAGGAGGAGGAUUUGGGCGAUUUUGACUUGUCUGAUGCCCAGCAAGAGCAUGCUAUGGUGAUUGAACAUCUUGCGCCAAGAUUUGCUGCUUUGAGAUUUGAACUGUGUCCGUGCCAUAUGAGGGAGAGUUACUUCUGGAAAGUCUAUUUUGUUCUUCUGCAUUCGAGGCUCAAUAAGCAGGAUGCCGAAGUCUUAUCUACACCCCAAGUAAUGGAAGCCAGAGCAAAGUGGAUGCAGGAGCUACAUUGUCAGACUGCAUUAGAACAUGGUCAAUUUGGAAGAAACACUUCUUUUAUAAAAGACAGUUCCAAUAUACUAGAUGAAGAUUGUGCUCUGGUCUCAUCAUGUAGUGUUUAUUACGAGGACAAGAUGCUAAGGACGUAUCCUUAUGAAUCAAGGAUGUCCCCCACGGCUUAUGAGACUGACAAGCACCCAGGUGAGAGUGAUGAAGUCCCAUUUAUUGACAAGUCUGUUAUUGAAGAAAAGCCCAUCAUUAAGAGCGAGGACAAGAAUCUAACAGUUGGUCCAUCCUCGAAGAUGCUAGAUAAUAUCGACGAAGAUGAUGACGAUGAUGACUGGCCAGAGGAAGAUUCUGAAUUAGAUGGGUAUAGUGGAACGGCUAUUUACGCGAUCAAUGAAGAAGACAUAUCUUUCAGUGACCUAGAGGACGAUGAUUUCCUUGCUCCCACAAAACUCAAGACUGUCAAGAAACCUCAUGGAAAGAAAGGUUAACCAUCGGCGCAUGCUCUGCUCAUCGGAUAGAAGAUGGCGCUUCAAGUCAACGGAUGAACUGGUAGUGGCUAAAUGGCUUGCAAAAGUACGCUGUCGUGUAGUCCUGAGCCGGGACUCUUCUAAAUGCUUGCUGAUUGUCCUACUGAGUAGUCCCACGCUGGGACUCAAGCCUCUGGUGAUGAUGCUAUUUGUUCUAAUACGAAAUUGUACAUGAUAUGUUGAUUUCUUGUGGUCCAAGUUUUUACAGAAAAGUAUAUGUUUGAUUGGUUGUGAUACAAUUGUAAUAUCACUGUUGUUCCAGUGUGAAAGAGAGAGAGAGAGAGAGGGUACAAGGGUCAUUUCACCAAUGAAGUGUCCUGGAAAGGAAAUAUGCAGAGUAGAUUCUGUGACCACAUCAAUACAAGAAUUUUGUCUUUCCUGUCAUA
Messenger RNA from Pyrus x bretschneideri (Chinese white pear), 1684 nucleotides. RefSeq lists its product as uncharacterized. The coding region runs from base 33 to 1259 and encodes 408 amino acids. NCBI's taxonomy places the organism in Eukaryota, Viridiplantae, Streptophyta, Magnoliopsida, Rosales, Rosaceae. The record is from RefSeq and is a predicted model, not a curated record. The transcript has 3 exons.